UAUUUUAUCAGACGGCUGUGGUUUAACACGCUGAUAACGAUUGAACAGGAAAACAGACAAUGGCUGCCCGGUGGAAUUUAUUGUUCGUUCUCUCCUUCUGUGUCUUGUUAGGAAGUUCAUCCCAGGUUGAUUGUAACCCCAAAUGCCCUGUUGGGUUCUGCUGCGUCCAUGAAGUAUUCCCCGAAGCCUAUGUGUACUGCAAGAAGCUUGGAUCCCGAAACGCCGACUGUUCAACGAAAGUGACAGCGUCCACAUGCCCGUGUGCUAAUGGCAUGUCCUGUCAUCCUAACAUCGACACUCCCACCUUCCGCUCCUUAUAUGGGAAAUGCCGGCCCAAGACAACAGGAACUGUCAUUGGGUGAUUCAUGUGCUUAAAGAUUAGUAGUUGUUGAAAAGAAUAAAACAUUUAUAUUUCAAA
Molecule: messenger RNA, 418 nt
Organism: Haliotis rufescens (red abalone)
Lineage: Eukaryota; Metazoa; Mollusca; Gastropoda; Lepetellida; Haliotidae
Exons: 2
Coding region: 60-362 (100 amino acids)
Source: RefSeq, a predicted model, not a curated record